CGCUGUCGAGUUGAAACGACGAAUAAUCAUUGCGAAGUCACUAUUGUUAUUUUAAAGAAGAAAGAUCCUCGCGGUCGCGAAAAGUUUUUCGAAAACCUUUACUACGACUUGCAACACGAACGGAAAGUGAAGUCAUUUGUUCUAUUACUUGUAGUGCAAAGCCAAGAAUGAUCGUAACGUCAACGCUCGCGAUUGUAUCUUAAUAUAUGGAAUCGCUUACUCCUGAAAACGGAAUCGCAAUUAAAAGACUGACAUGAGAUACUCAUCAUGCAUAGGAAAGCGUAUACCGAGAAAGUGAAGAAUAAUCCCAGAGCGGAUGCCAACAUUUUCAGCAUCUUGACGUUUUCUUGGAUUCUACGCACUUUCUGGGUGGGUUAUCGUCGAGACCUUGAAGUAACUGAUUUGUACACACCGCUUAAAGAGCAUACAAGUGAUAUUCUUGGUAUUAAAAUAGCGAAAGCCUGGGAGAAGGAAUGGAAGGGAUAUCAGUGUCGGCUGGAGCAGGUGGCGAAAUGCGGAUCACAGAAGAAGGUUAAGGAGCCCAGUCUGAUGAGAGUCCUCAUCAGGUGUUUCGGUUUCAAGACCCUAUUGUGCGGAACUUUCAUGGCCGUUAUAGAAACUUUGCUCAGAAUAGUGCAACCGUUAUUGUUGGGUCAGAUGCUGCUCUAUUUUAACACCACAGGCAUCGACAAGUUUUACGCGUACAAAUGCGCCAUCGGCAUUAUUUUGUGCUCCGCUGUUAACGUGUUCGUAGUCCAUCCUUACAUGAUGGAUAUGACUCAUUUGGUCAUCAUCACAUACAUUACAUUCCAUUUGAUCGACAUCGGAAUAUCAUCUAUUUUCGGUAUCGCAUUUCUUCUGAUGUUCAUCCCUUUUCAAGUGUGGCUAGGCAAGAAGUCGUCAGAGCUGAGAUUAAGAACUGCUAUCAGGACAGAUGAGAGGGUACGAUUAAUGAACGAGAUUAUUAGUGGAAUCCAAGCCAUCAAGAUGUAUACCUGGGAGAAUUUUUUCACCUCACUCAUAGAAAAAGCAAGAAAGAAAGAAGUUAAUAUCAUUCAAUGGGCGUCAUGUGUCAGAGGUAUCGUCAAGUCUUUCAUCGUCUUUACGACAAGAAUAUCGUUGUUCAUUACGAUACUGUCUUAUAUUCUGUUUGGCUACAAGAUAACGGCCGAGAAGGUGUACGUGAUAACUGCCUAUUAUAACAGUUUAAGCUUAAUCAUGACUGCCUACUUUCCGCAAGGAAUAACACAAGUAGCGGAAACGAUUGUGUCCAUAAAACGGCUGCAAAAAUUCCUCAUGUAUGAAGAACUGACUCUUUCCGAGAUUGAAGCAAAGAAGUACAAUAAAGAGAACAAUAAGGACACAAAAGAGAAUAAUAAGAAUGGGAAGGAGAAUAACCAACAGGAUAUGAAGGGGAAUAAUAAAAAAAAUUCGAAGAAAAAUUUAAUCGAGCAGAAGAAGAACGAUAGCGCAAUCGUAAACCAACUGAACAAUGUCGAGUAUAGCGUGUCCAUCAAGAAUGGAAAUGCUAAGUGGUUGGAUUAUGAACAAGAAGACACCUUACUGAACAUCAACAUGAAGGUACGUUCCGGUGAACUGAUCGCUGUUGUCGGCCAGGUCGGCGCGGGAAAGAGCAGUCUAUUGAACGUCAUCCUGAAAGAAUUGCGUUUGCAAGAAGGCUCCAUUCAAAUUAACGGCAGGAUUGCCUAUGCCAGUCAAGAACCGUGGCUUUUCGCUGAUUCGGUGAGACAAAAUAUUCUAUUCGGAAGAACAAUGGAUCAGAUUCGAUACGAUCGCGUGACUAAAGUGUGUCAGUUAAAGAGAGAUUUCAGUCUGCUACUUUACGGUGAUAAGACGAUUGUAGGAGAGAGGGGUGUCAGUCUUUCCGGUGGCCAGCGUGCAAGAAUAAACUUGGCGAGAGCCGUUUAUGCCGAUGCCGACAUAUAUCUUAUGGACGAUCCUUUAAGCGCCGUAGACGCCCAUGUGGGCAAGCAUAUAUUUGAAAAAUGCAUCGAUAAAUAUUUACGAGGCAAGACUCGAAUUCUCGUCACUCAUCAGUUGCAAUAUCUACGCAACGUCGGUAGAAUUAUCGUUUUGAAGGACGGAGCUAUCCAAGCUGAAGGCACUUACGAGGAGUUGGGCUCUAUGGGAGUGGAUUUUGGUCGACUGUUAAAAAAUCAAGUGGAGGCAGAUGAGAAAUCGUCUGUACUCUCCUCGCCUCCCGUUAGCCGUAAAAAUUCGCUCAUUGCCAGUAUCACGUCGCUGAGUUCCUUAAUGACGAAUAAUAGUUCGAAACAGGAUCCUGAUGAGAUGACUGAGAUGCAAACGGUAGGCAAUGUUUCCAGCAAAGUAUUCACUGGUUAUCUCCGUGCUGGUGGCAACUGGUGCGUUAUAUUCAUAGUAACCAUGCUUAGCGUAGCGACACAAUUAGCGGCUAGCGGCAGUGAUUUCUUUCUUGCGAAUUGGGUUAAUAAAGAAAGACUUCAUAUUAAUCAAACGGAAGAUGGCAUUGUGGAAGACGUUCCCCUAAGAAGUUCCCUUACUCGCAUGGAGUACAUCUACAUCUACAGUGGUCUAAUUGUGCUGACAAUCGGCAUCACCCUUAUCCGCUCAUGGGCUUUCUUUUGGAUGUGCUUGCGGGCCUCAAUACGCUUGCACGAUCGUAUGUUUCGCAGCAUUAGUCGCGCCACUAUGCGAUUCUUCAAUACCAACACGUCGGGACGUAUACUCAAUCGCUUCUCCAAGGACAUAGGCGCGGUAGACGAAAUGCUGCCUAUCGCGUUUAUCGAUUCUAUCCAGAUCGGUAUGUCGCUGGUAACCGCCAUCAUCGUGAUCGCUAUCGCAAACGUGUGGCUGCUGAUACCUACGGUGAUUGCCAGUAUUGUCUUUUAUUACCUGAGAAUCUUUUAUCUGGCCACUAGUUAUAGCGUUAAGCGUCUCGAAAGCUUCACCCGUUCGCCGAUCUUCGCUCACUUGAACGCGACUCUUCGAGGACUACCGACGAUCCGUGCGUUUGGAAUGGAAGCGACUCUCACGAAGGAGUUCGAUAAUUAUCAGGAUAUCCAUUCGUCCGCGUGGUACAUCUUCAUUGCAUCCUCCCGCGCCUUUGCCUUCUGGGUGGAUGCUUUUUGCUUGCUAUAUAUCACGCUGGUCACACUGAGCUUCCUUGUGAUGGACAACGGCUUUAUGUAUGGCGGAUACGUAGGCCUAGCAAUCACGCAGAGUAUCAAUCUUACUGGUAGAUUACACUGGUGCAUGCGUCAGAGCACCGAGGUGGAGAACCAGAUGGCCUCGGUGGAGCGUAUCCUUGAAUACAACGGUGUGGACAGCGAGCCUAUCGAUGAAGUCGACACAAGCCAGAUAGGUCUACACGAUCUGCGUUCCAAGAUCAGCAUUAUUCCUCAGGAACCGUUUCUGUUUUUUGGCAGCCUAAGGCGGAACCUCGAUCCGUUCGACUUGUAUGCGGAUGAACCGCUGUGGCGAGCGCUAGAGGAGGUCGAGCUGAAGGAGAUAGGCCUGGAGUCCCAUAUCAAUGACGGCGGCUCCAAUCUUAGCGUCGGCCAGAGGCAGUUGGUCUGCUUGGCGCGAGCCAUUGUGAAGAAUAAUCCGAUACUCGUACUGGACGAGGCGACCGCAAAUGUGGAUCCGCGAACGGACGAGCUCAUUCAGACCACGAUCAGGAAGAAGUUCGAGAAGU
Molecule: messenger RNA, 3697 nt
Organism: Trachymyrmex cornetzi
Lineage: Eukaryota; Metazoa; Arthropoda; Insecta; Hymenoptera; Formicidae
Product: probable multidrug resistance-associated protein lethal(2)03659
Exons: 16
Biological process (GO): transmembrane transport
Cellular component (GO): membrane
Molecular function (GO): ABC-type transporter activity; ATP hydrolysis activity; ATP binding
Source: RefSeq, a predicted model, not a curated record